UAGUUGCUGUUCCCUUGUUUAACAUGUGUACUGUUGGGUUGAGUUGAAGCUGAUACUGAAGCAUUGGACGUCUCGCUGCUUGCCGGCACCAUUACCUCUUUGAAACAUGCUCCGGUGCGUCACGUGGACAUGGAGCAGGUGGAGGACAGCUUCACCUGCCGCUCAGAGGGGAUCUACCCCGAGCCACAGCUCACCUGGUCCACCAGGCCUCCGUCCAACGUGACCCUUCAGAACCAAACCUCAGUGAAGGAGACAGAGCAGCAGCUCUAUGAGAUCAGCAGCACAGUGACACUGUCAGACAGAGACUCUGUUCUGAUCUGCAGCAUCAGCACUCGCAGUGGGAGGAGGAGCGCGGUGUGGUAUCAACCCACUCCCGUCCAUGUGUCACCGAGUGAAACAACAACAACAAUCAACUGCACUGCUCCAAACACCAAACCCCCGACACACCUGCUGUGGAAGUUCAACCACAGUCAGAUCAUUGUGAACCAGACCGGGAUGGACGGCCCCCCCAGGGUCUCAGAGCAGUGGAGGCAGCAGGUGGAGGAUGUGUCAGCGUCAGGCAGCCUCACGCUGCACCACUUAUCUUCAGAUCACCAGGGAACGUUCACCUGUGAACUCAGUAGUGAAGAGGAGACGCUCUUCAUCAACAGCUACGUGACGAUAGAGGAAGGUUCUUCAGGUUCAGUUGCAGGAAUUGUGGUCGGAGUCCUCGUUGUGUGUGUAGCAUUAGGAGCUGGAGCAGGAUUAUUAUACUUUAAAAGACAAAAGAGAAACGAAACGGAUCAUCCACCACCAGCAGCUACAGAGAUGAACAAUUUACAGUCAGUCAAUGAAGAAAAUAAUGAGAACACGUCAUGUGAAAAUAAAAAAAGGCUGCCUUGGAAAAAAAAGAACAAACAAAAACCUCUGGAUGAAGAAAAGGAGCUGAACACGUAGAAGAUGAAGACGUCAACUUGGAAACACGAGGAGGUUCCAGAUCUUUAGUUGAUGAGGUCGACGUCUGGUUCCAUGUGAACGAGUCCGACCCGGUCAACAUCCUGCUGCCUUCUUCUUCUGUGAGAGACCAAACGGCUUCAGCCACUGAACCAUCAAACCCAGUUGAACCCAGCUGCUGGUUUGAGGUGGAGACAUAGUGUUGCUCUAAGUCUGUUUUAACUCUGGACAACAUCCGACAGAGACUUGAAAACCAACAGAACCUGAAUGAAACAGCUGAGACCAAACUCAUCUGACACGUUCAGCAGACUCACAGAACCUGAACCAGGUUAAAGCUGAAUUAUAAUAAUUUAAAGCUCUGGAAAGAAUGUACAGAUUUGUAUUUUAUAUCUGGUACUGUUUUGUAUUUAUUAAAAUGUAUUUAUCUGAA
Platichthys flesus (European flounder) is the source of this 1363-nucleotide messenger RNA. RefSeq names its product V-set and immunoglobulin domain-containing protein 10-like. The transcript is spliced from 6 exons. Bases 130 to 936 code for a protein of 268 amino acids. The record is from RefSeq and is a predicted model, not a curated record. Gene Ontology annotation, cellular component: external side of plasma membrane. NCBI's taxonomy places the organism in Eukaryota, Metazoa, Chordata, Actinopteri, Pleuronectiformes, Pleuronectidae. Gene Ontology annotation, biological process: immune response; cellular response to lipopolysaccharide; positive regulation of T cell proliferation.